UUCUUGUACGCACAUAUGUACAGUCACAUGCGUAGCUCUUUUCCUCAUACCUAGCAAAAGAAAGUGGUGUGAAAACCGUGUUUUUACGGUUAUUUUCUUUAGUGUUUGCCAAUGUUUUUGUAAUUAUAAGCCCUCUCCAAAUCAGAGGACAGAUUUGCAGAUACCCUGGUUACAGGUUUUGUCAGCCUUGUAUAGAAACUUGAAACGCCACAAAGCUUGCAACCAUGUCGACCAAGAUGUCUCACUCUGCAAACCAGUCAGCUGCUCAAGCUGCUGCUACUUCCCCAUCAUCAGAGGCACAUCCUACCGGCCGGCCAGCGGGAAUCCUUCCCAUGCCAGCACAGAUGCUGUCGUCCUCCAGUGAUGGUGGUAGUGGUACAAGCAGUGGCCCUACUGCUGCUUCUGCAAGUCCCAAAGUAACACAGCAAGACUCCUCUGGCCAUGUCAGUGUGCCUACCACUGGUGGUGGAGACAAUGCUGCACAGGGGCCUGUGCAAAAUGAAGCUAACAACAUGGCAAAUACCAAAGAGAAGACAUCAAUGUGCCUGCUCAAUGAGCUUGCACGAUACAACAAACUCCAACCCAAAUAUGAACUCAUCAAAGAAAAGGGCCCUCCCCACGAGAAGAUCUUCUCUGUAUGCCUUACCCUUGGCACUCAAAAGUAUGAGUCCUCUGGAAAAAGCAUUAAGAAGGCACAGCAUGGAGCAGCUGCCAUUGCUUUGGAGGAAUGUGGACUGCCCCAUCCUGUUCCUAGAGAACAGCCCAAGAAGUUCAAGCAUAGGCCCAUGAACACCAACACUGAUGCCAUGACCCCAACUGUCAAGCUGAACAGCCUAGCCAUGAAGACGGGCAAGCAGGUGCAUUACGUGCCCCUCAAUCCUGUACCGCAGCGCCCCUUUUACGGGGGUUACCGUGGCCCAAGGAACCAGGGUAUGCCUCACCCUAAUCAUGGUAUGCAACAGCCACCGCAACAGGGUCCUCCACCACCCAAUCAGCAACAACAGCCAUCUCCACCACAGCAGCAACCAGGGCCGCAGCAACAGGGGCAGUCUGGGUCAGCGCAACCACCUCCUACAUUCCACCCACCUGGCCCUCCUCAAAUGCCACCUCCACCCAUCCAAUCACAGCAAGGUCAAGUGCCACCUCCUCCAGGCAUUGCCCAACCCCAGGGGAUGCCUCCCCAGGGCCCUGGGGGGAUGGAUCAGCAGGGACAACAGGGUGGGGCACCACCACCAAAUCAAGGACAACAACAACAGCGUAUGCCCCAACAGGGAGGCCCUCCAUAUCAAAACCAGCAUCAUCGGCCUUACUAUCGCUACCCAAGGCCAUUUGUGCACUAUGUUAAGGUGACCGUCGGUGAUCGUGAAUUCGUAGGGGAAGGAAAGACUCAGAAGGGAGCACGUCAAAAUGCUGCCUCCCGUGCUCUGAGUGCCCUGGAAAAUGAACCUGCACCUAAGGUUGACAUGGCUACUACAACCAAUGUGGAUGUUGAUGGCAAUGGUGAUGCCUCAAGUGGUGGAGAAGAGAGGAACAUCAAGUCUGAUAUUAGUCUCAUCUAUGAAGCUGCAAACCUUCACAAUCUCAAUGUUGUCUUUAAGGUUUUGGAGGAACGUGGUCAGCCACACUUGAAGGUUUUCAAGCUGCAGUGUACCGUGGGAGAGUUCGUCACUGAAGCAGAAGGUCCAUCAAAGAAAGAUGCCAAGCGUAAAGCUGCUGAAUUGAUGCUCCCAAAACUCAAGGAACUCCCUCCAGUCGCUAAUAAGGUUGUUGUCCAGCAUCAAAUGAUGCAACGCAAACUUUGGAUGCAGGACAAGAAUAAGAAAAAGAAAUCUAAGUCGCUCCUCAAGACAUCUCCAGAGGACCCCAAUUUUGGCGCUCCAGGCCUUCACCCUGUCAGCAGGCUUGUGCAGAUCCUCCAGGCCAAGAAUGAGCGUGAACCUGAAUUCACUGUGAUUGAUGAUCGUCCUCUGAUGGAACGAGCUGGACCUCACAUGAUACGAAGACGAGAGUUCACCAUACAGGUUGCUGCUGCAUCUAAGAAAGCUACUGGUAAAGGGAAGACCAAGAAGGAUGCCAAGAAGCAAGCUGCAGAGAACAUGUUGAAACUCCUUGGCUAUGCCCCUACACCUGAUGAAACCAAUGGUUUGAGUCCAGGACAACCAUCCAAAUCAGCCCUCAAGACUGGAGCCAAGCCUGUAGAUCAGGAGGGGGACAGGAAAGUUACCUUCAAGGAUGAGAAACAGAAGAAAGGUACUAAGAAGGAUGAAAAGAAAGAUGGCUCCCAAGUCCAAGGGAAUUCUGGGAAGGGACUUGCCCCAGGGUUACUUCCCAUGAUGCCAGGCAUGGGAACCCAACCACAGAUCUUCCCAUCAGGCCCUGCUCCAGCAGGAGCUCAUAAAAUGCCCGGGCAAGGCCUAAACCGUGCCCCUGGUGCUCCUGUCACAGGCUCAAAUAUGAAGGUUUCCCCAAAGAAGAAUUCUCUACGUGACAUCGCUCAGGACCUUCUUAGCCUUGGACACUCCCCAACCGCUGAAGCACUUCUAAAGGGAACAGCUGGACCACAUUCUAUCCCCAAUCUCUCCAGACCAACUCAGCAGCUAGAGUACCUUGCCAAAGUCAGUGGUGUCAGCACCAAGUUUAAUGAUUUCCCAAAGGGAAACAAAGCAGAGUUCCAGUCUGUGGUGUACAUCUCAACUGAUCCUCAGUCUGCUUACCGUGGUUCAGGUGCCACUGUAGAAGCAGCUCAUGAUGUAGCAGCAAUCACUGCAUUGAGAGCUCUAGCAGGCAUCACUGAUGGGGAUACAAGCAAGAAAGGUGUUGGACGAUAGACAUCACAGGCUUCUUUGGCAGAAACAUGUAAGCUGCUGACAAACACAAGGGAUGUUAACAAGUUCGUUCAUUGAAAGCUUCUUGAAAGAAAAGGAAAUUAUUAUAAGAUAUAUCGAUAUAAAUUGAUGAUUUUAUGUCAUUCUCAUUGCACUUUUGUUUUUAUUUUUAAUUGAAUUCUUAUACACUUUUGCAUGCAAACACAAGAAUUUAGUUUCAUGAUAGUUUACCCUAGUUUUUAUUAUGUACUAAAAUAUUACGAGGCAUCCUGGAUUUAUCUAUAAGUUUUGAUUCUUCUUUUUAAGUGAUUAUUCUUAAAUUAAAAAAAGGUAUUUCUGGUGAAAGGAAGAUUUUAUUCUUUUGAUUUUAUUACAUAGAAUGAAUGUAUGUAUAUUCUUAAUGUUUGCAUGCAAAAUUUGUCACAAGAUGGCUAAGAAUAACAUUGAAAAGAAUUUAUUAGGUGUGGUAUUGUGAAUAUUGUUAAUCAAAACAAAGUUGCUUAAAAGUUCAUGUUUUAUGCUUAUGGAUAGAAACGGCUUGCUUGUAGCUUUAAUGAUAGUUAACAGAUUGGAAUUUCCUAUAACGAUCAGAAUUUGUCUUGUUUUCAUUGUUUAUAUUUUGGAAUAUUUGGAAGGCCCAAACUUCAUCUUUCGUAUUGUAUUUUUGCUGAUUAGUAUCAACACUGAUGAUGAUGAUGAUUCUGAAUAGAUUCACCAUUAAGCUGUAAAACAUGUAUUUCUAAAUGAAUGUGUAUAUAUUCACACUACCAUGCUGUGCAUCACUUACAAGAAUUAAAAGUGUAAUGAGUAUUAGAUUAAUGAAACUAAAAAUUGAAGAAAAGCUGUGGUAGGUUCAUUAAAUGGAGAGGGCCCUCCCAUUGCUUUUUAUUUGAAUGAAAACCUUUGUUUCACCAUGCAUUGAUUAUUCAAAAAGAAGUCGACAUAUGUCUGAAGAAAAUAAAUAAUCUGCACACGAAAGUUGUAAUAGUGGAAGUAGGAAAAAAGCCAUGUUUUUUGGGGAAAUUAGAUAAUUAGACAAGAGUAGAUGAAAUAAAGAAAUCCAUCUCGUAUUGUUUUGAUCUCUCUUCCACACAGAUUCUUUUGGCAAAUUGCCAUUAGUUUUUUUUUUAACCAUUGUGUUUCAUCGCCAUUUGUAUUUUUUAUAAAAAAGACAUAACAAAAUAGACAAUUGAAGCACCUAUGUAUCAGGUGAACCUCGGCUGUUACAUUGUACCGUUGUAGGAUUGUGGAAAUGACAACAUUUUUUUAUUGCAAGAUGGCUAAUUUAAAUGUAGAAAAGCUUUGACUCUUGAAAACAUUUUGUUCUUUCUGCUUUCACUACAAUGCAAUUCGUAUGUGGUUUAUUUACACCUAAACAAAAGAGGUCCUGUAGACAUAUAAAGUAUGACAAUAUGUUUCUAAAAGUUUUCACUUGCUGUUGUUCAAAAGAGGUUUGGAGGAAAGAAGAAAUAACACUUUGAGCAGUGUUUGAAGCAAAGGUUUUUACUGCAAAUGAAAUCUUCAAUUUAUUUUACAUCUAUGUAUUUGCGUAUAUAAUGUGAUGAUGAUGAUGAUAAAGGCACGUAUAGGCACAAAUUUUGCACCCGUGUUCAUAAUCUGGUGUAUAAUUUAUGUUUAUCCUGCCUAAAUGUAUUUUUAAAGGUAUUUUUUAUUCACUUGCUUCACGGCUAGAUUUCCUCAUUUGUAUGUAUUUAUUUAAAAAAAAACAAAUAUUGGACUGACCCUAAUAAUGAAUAAGUCUUACUAGACUAUUCCGAGACAGGUACCUAUUUUGUUUUUUAAAUGAUGUACCAAAAGUUCUUUUCAACCCAUCAUAUCAAACAUUCACACUCCAUGGGUGAAAAUAUUAUUUUGUGUCAUGGUCAUUUACUCUACUUUAUCACGGUUGUACCUGCUAGAUCGGACUAUGAUAUAAUAUUAUGAUUCUUGAUGGAAUAUUUAAGUAGAAAAUCUACAACUUGUAUAUUCAUCAGAAAGAAAUUAUCAAAAUUUGCCAAACAAUCCACAAAUCACAGAAAACUAUGUCUUAUUAUCUGUUAUAGUAUUAUAGCACGUUGGAUUAUCAGUGUAAGUUUUCAUCACGAGGUUUAUGAUGAAAAAGGCAUUUUGUUGCUAAUGUUAAAGAUGAUUUAGAAGAAACCACAAAGACUUGUGCUGGAAGCAGUAUGUUAGUAUUCUAACAAUUCAUCAUUAAAUACUCUUGGUUAUGCAACAUA
Molecule: messenger RNA, 5062 nt
Organism: Lytechinus variegatus (green sea urchin)
Lineage: Eukaryota; Metazoa; Echinodermata; Echinoidea; Temnopleuroida; Toxopneustidae
Product: double-stranded RNA-binding protein Staufen homolog 2-like
Exons: 15
Coding region: 225-2828 (867 amino acids)
Source: RefSeq, a predicted model, not a curated record